UCAUCACCACGCUCCCUGUCGACGACGAAGCAGAGCAUCCGCCAAAAUGACUAAGGGUACCUCCAGCUUCGGCAAGCGCCACAACAAGACCCACGGUCUCUGCAGACGCUGCGGCCGCCGGUCCCUCCACAACCAGAAGAAGGUUUGCGCUUCGUGCGGCUACCCGGCCGCGAAGACACGCAAGUACAACUGGUCCGAGAAGGCGAAGCGCAGAAAGACCACCGGCACCGGCCGGAUGCGGUACCUCAGCACAGUCUCCAGGCGGUUCAGGAACGGCUUCCGGACUGGCGUACCCAAGGACGCCCACGGACCUAAGGUUUCUUCUUCAUAAAGGGUUGUCUUGGCAGACGGGGGCGUGGACGAUGGGACGGGUCGUUUUCGGCGAGCGGUGUAAUAGGGGCUGGACACUUUUCGGACGGACCUUCUCGCUUUUUGCUGCUACAUCACAAAUGGGAUGAUUUCACGCGGGACUAGGUUCAACGGUCUAAGCAUGCAGCAACGGUCAUGAAAAACGGCGUAACGUUUGCGAACCAGGCACAUUUCUCGCUUCAUGCUGCGGAGUCUGUAUGAGGGGCCGAGGCGGAAGUCUUCUUCGACAUGCGUCGAAGACUUUAGAUCAGCCGGUCAAAAGGCCCAAGCUCCAGCGUGACGCGGAGCCCAAGAAUGUGACUUGGAAUUACUGGGGUAUCAAUCGUCUAUUACUGGCCUCGUUCGAAUACUCGAACACCACCGUCGCCCGCGACAUGGUACAGAUACUCGUGGUCUUUUGUGUCGAGAUUC
Molecule: messenger RNA, 780 nt
Organism: Canariomyces notabilis
Lineage: Eukaryota; Fungi; Ascomycota; Sordariomycetes; Sordariales; Chaetomiaceae
Product: ribosomal protein L37-like protein
Exons: 6
Coding region: 47-331 (94 amino acids)
Biological process (GO): translation
Cellular component (GO): ribosome; cytosolic large ribosomal subunit
Molecular function (GO): RNA binding; structural constituent of ribosome
Source: RefSeq, a predicted model, not a curated record